CCAAAUCUCCUUUAUUACUGAAGUCAUUUUUGCCAGCAGGAAUAAGAUUAAAGGUGCUUAAGACUGUAGAGUUGUUUCUAAUUUGUACGUGUCAUUUCAGUGGCAUUUUAACAGAAUUUUGUCUUGCCUCGUUCCCCUCCCUACUUCCCCAUGGUACUGUGCUCAAGUUAGGUCUAAGAAGGAAAGCUAUUGGAAGAAAUUUUCAUUUUGUUCCCUAAUUAUUAUGCUGGCACUUGGGAGAUAAUUUUUCCCUUCAUGCACUGCCAAUUAAUAUGCAGAUGAGCUGAUAAAUAUUUAUAUCAUGAUUUAAAUUAUGCAGGGAGCGCUUUCAGUGUACUCUGCAAAUGAAUUGUUCAUGGACUUCAAAGUGCUGGCUGCUGUGCUAACGAGAGGAGAUUUGCAUAAGGCCCUAAUCAGGCGCAUACUGAUUAAGCUUCAUUAUGGAAACUGCCAGCUGCAAUCUUUGUUUCUAUUUUAUUAAAAAAAGGGGAACUUUUCAUGCUUCAGUCGCCUUGACAAUGUCAGACACAGCUAGUAGGAGAGACUAAAACUCCACAGAGCAACUGAAGUUUCUCUGUUCAGUUGAAGAUUGCUAUGGUGUAACUGAAGUUGUGUUUCUCUAUCCCCACCCCCUCCCUUUCUUGUUCCGUUAAGAGCAGUAGUGUAGGUUUUUAUUUUAUAAAUAGUGUUUUCCUCCCCUUUCCUUGGACUAUCUGACUCUGCAGAGGAUUGCACAGCUAUGCUGGACUGCAGCGACUACGUUCUAGACUCAAGAAUGAACACUCCGUCAGAAACCAGUAAACCUGUAAAAAUGGAGAGUGGGGAUGGGGAAACAGGCACACAGACAAAUGGCCUGGACUUUCAAAAACAGACUGUGCCUGCCACAGGGGCGAUCUCUACAGCCCAGGCCUUUCUUGGACACCUCCAUCAGGUUCAGCUCCCUGGAUCAAGUUUACAGGCUGCAGCCCAGUCCUUAAAUGUACAGUCUAAAUCUAAUGAAGAAUCUGGGGACAGUCAACAGCCAAGCCAGCCUUCCCAGCAGCCUUCAGUGCAGGCGGCCAUACCCCAGACCCAGCUCAUGCUGGCCGGAGGACAGAUCACUGGGCUUACAUUGACACCAGCCCAGCAACAAUUAUUGCUACAACAGGCACAGGCACAGUUGCUGGCUGCUGCCGUGCAGCAUUCAGCCAGUCAGCAGCACAAUGCUGCAGGCGCCACCAUCUCAGCUUCUGCUGCAACGCCCAUGACACAGAUCCCUCUCUCUCAGCCCAUACAAAUUGCACAGGAUUUGCAGCACCUGCAGCAGCUCCAACAACAGAAUCUCAACCUGCAGCAGUUUGUGUUGGUGCAUCCGACAACCAACUUGCAGCCAGCACAGUUCAUCAUCUCACAGACGCCGCAGGGGCAGCAGGGCCUCCUGCAAGCGCAGAAUCUCUUAACGCAACUACCUCAGCAAAGCCAAGCCAACCUCCUGCAGUCUCAGCCAAGCAUCACUUUCACCUCUCAGCAGCCAGCGACCCCAACACGCACAAUAGCAGCAACCCCUGUUCAGCCACUUCCACAGAGCCAAUCAACACCAAAGCGAAUUGAUACCCCCAGCUUGGAAGAGCCCAGUGAUCUUGAGGAGCUUGAGCAAUUUGCCAAGACUUUCAAACAAAGACGGAUCAAACUUGGAUUCACUCAGGGUGAUGUUGGGCUCGCUAUGGGUAAACUCUAUGGAAAUGACUUCAGUCAGACUACUAUCUCUCGCUUUGAAGCCUUGAACCUCAGCUUUAAGAACAUGUGCAAGUUAAAACCACUUCUGGAAAAGUGGCUUAAUGAUGCAGAGAACCUCUCAUCUGAUUCAACUCUCUCCAGCCCAAGUGCCCUGAAUUCCCCAGGGCUGGGAAUUGAGGGCUUGAACCGCAGGAGGAAGAAACGCACCAGCAUAGAGACCAACAUACGUGUGGCCUUAGAGAAGAGUUUCCUGGAGAAUCAAAAGCCUACCUCGGAAGAGAUCACCAUGAUAGCUGACCAGCUGAACAUGGAAAAGGAGGUGAUCCGUGUUUGGUUCUGCAACCGGCGCCAGAAAGAAAAACGGAUCAACCCACCCAGUAGUGGUGGAACCAGCAGCUCGCCCAUCAAAGCAAUUUUCUCUUGUCCAACUUCACUGGUGGCAACCACGCCAAGCCUUGUGACAAGCAGUGCAGCUACCACCCUGACUGUCAACCCUGUGCUCCCUCUAACCAGUGCUGCUGUAACAAGUUUGCCAGUCACAGGCACCACGGAAACCCUCCCCAACAACACAGCAACUGUGAUUUCUACCGCUCCUCCAGCUUCCUCGGCAGUGACAUCACCCUCACUGAGUCCCUCUCCUUCUGCCUCCGCUUCCACUUCUGAGGCAUCCAGUGCCAGUGAGACCAGCACAACACAGACAACCUCCACCCCCAUGUCCUCAGCUCUUGGGACCAGCCAGGUGAUGGUAACUGCUUCUGGUUUGCAAACUGCAGCAGCAGCUGCACUACAAGGAGCUGCACAAUUGCCUGCAAAUGCAAGUCUUGCUGCCAUGGCGGCAGCAGCAGGACUAAAUCCAGGCUUGAUGGCAUCCUCGCAGUUUGCAGCUGGAGGUGCCUUACUCAGUCUCAACCCAGGGACACUAGGCGGUGCUCUCAGCCCAGCUCUGAUGAGUAACAGUACACUGGCAACUAUUCAAGCUCUUGCAUCUGGUGGCACUCUUCCAAUAACAUCACUGGAUGCAACUGGAAACUUGGUAUUUGCUAAUGCUGGAGGUACGCCCAACAUCGUAACUGCCCCCCUGUUCCUGAACCCACAGAACCUUUCACUGCUCACCAGCAACCCCGUUAGCUUGGUCUCUGCAGCUGCAGCCUCCGCAGGGGCCUCUGGACCAGUCGCCAGCCUUCACGCCACCUCCACCUCAGCAGAGUCUAUCCAGAACUCUCUCUUCACAGUGGCCUCCGCCAGUGGAGCUGCCUCUUCCACCACCACUACUGCCUCCAAGGCGCAGUGAGUGGGGCUGAGCUGUGCUGCCCCAUGCCUGUGAGAAUGGCUGCUGGCUGGGCUUAUAUAAACUGCAAGGUGUGAUUGGCUUCCUCUCGCCAUGUUGCUGGGGACAAGGGAGAGAAGGAAAAAAUACAAGAAAAGGAAGAGAAAAAAAAUAACCAGGAAGGAUUAAAAACUGGGACAGACAUUUGCCUAAUUUUAUAAUAAACACUGUCUUUUCAGGAUUGCUUCAUUGAUUGGAGAACUUUCUAACCAAAAAUGUAAAAAAAAAAACAAAAACAAAAAAGGACUACUUAUCAUUUCCAGCAGUCUCAAUGGCAAGUUAAGGUGGGUUAUCAGCUCAAACAUAGGAAUGGGAUUUCUUCUUUCUUUUUGAUCUAAAUAUCUUUUUUUAAUUAUCAUUUAUUGGUCUGUUGUACAGGCCAUAAUGUCAUACAAGGUGUUUAUAAUCUUAUCAAUCGUGUUGGGGGUUCCUUUCUUAACUGGUACAAUUUAGGCAGGCCUGUAUUACUGAUGUAUCUCUUUAUGAUUAUUAUUAUUAUUAUUUUUAUAUAUAUAUAUAUAUACACACAUAUAUAUAUAUAUAGUUUGGACACAUUUGUCUUUGCUCCUAUAUCAUUUUUAGUGAGCUCCCAUGCCAUGUGAAGGAGAGAGAGGGGAGCUUGUGAAUUUCUUGCUGCCCUAUCUUUUGCAAAUGUGUGUUUGUUUCCUCUUCCAUGGCUUGUAUGUUUUUGGGACUCUGUCAGAGGUGUUUGGAAAGGCUUUUGCCACUUGUGCGGGCAGCUAAGUGAACAUGCAGAGGGUAAUGUGCAAAGAUUGUCCAUGCUUGUGAGGUGGGAGUUUUGACUGGACAGCCGCUUGCUCAGCAUACAUGGGCCAAAUCUGGCUCUCAUUUGCACGUCUUUGGCUCCUGUUGAUGCCAAGGGAGAAGGAUUUGGCCCUGUAGAGUCUAUCUUCAGUGCCAGUGUUGGUAGCUCUCAUAUCUCACCAUAGCAUGGAAAUUGCCACUUUACAACUUUGGGAAUAUAUUUCUGUUAUUUACUUUCUCAGGAGGCUGCUUGUAUUGAUGAUAACUUAUAUGCAUCCCACUUGGCUGUUUGUUUGGCAUAGGUUUUCUAAGGACACAUUUGGUGGUUUCUCCUGUACAGUUGCAUUGAAAAUAUUUUUAGCUUGGGUAUUUCUAUCCAAAAGUAAACUGGGUCACGUGGUCAGAAAGUACCAGUUUUAUGCCAACACAGCUGUAAAAAAGCAGCCUUGGGUUCUUACUCCAUUUUAAACAGUCCAUGGUCUUCUUUGACACUUGUUUGCUGCUGUGGAAAUAGAUGGUAAGGAAUCAUCAAAAACCUGGCCAGCCUGCUUGUGGGAGAGCGAGUAACAGUCUUUCUGGUGAACACUGGCAUGUUGCAUGUAUCUUGCAAUAUUUCAUACUGUCUCUGGGUGGUCAGGCUGCUGGCUCAAUCACUUAUGGCAGAAAAUGCUUCUACUAGAGGAGAAAAUAUGUUUCCAAGCAACGCAAGGAGUGGUAUUUGCAAACAGCUACUAACAAGGGAGGAAGAGACAGAGAUUAAGCAAAUGUUUGUUAUCCGACUGUUAAGUAUGAACUAGAACCUUCUACAGUGAUAUUGAACUUGAUGUAGAACUCGUUUAUCUUUUGAACUGAAUUGGAAAGUAUCUUCAGGGAGGGGCAACUGCCUAGUGGUCUGUUUCACUAAAGAUGGUGAGAAGGGAAUUCCAAAGUAGCGAGUUAUUCCAUUCCCUACCAAAGUAAUUCUUCAACAUCUCACCACCUGAUUCCAGAAAGGCAGCAGCCCAUUCUCAAAGCCUUUGCUGUCAGGUGAUUCUAUUCAUGAGCCCUGCAUUAAUGCUGAAAUCUGUGUCUCUUUUCCCAAGUCCAUCAUGCUGUUUUGCUCUUUGUUCAUCUCUGAAACUUCAGCUUCACGUUUCACAAGCUACUUAAAAUGACAAAUUCUUCCUAAACCUUUUUUAAAAACUUGUGAACUGCAAACAGGGAAAUGAGCAAAUGUCCGUCCACCGUCUUUAAUGUGUGUUUUGAUUUUUUUAAUGUUUUAUUUUUUUAAAACUAAGCUUGAACCAAAGUCAAUUUCUAGCAAGCUGCUGUACUAAUGGACUAGUUUGUAUAAGUGCAGUUCAGAUGCAGAGAGGUGAUAGAUGCUACUGACAAUUUCUUUUUCAUUUUUUUAUUUUAUAUAAAAAUUGCUGCUUGUUUUGAUCUUUUCGGGGGGAGGGGGUUAGUUUUUUAUAUAUUCUUGGGGCAGACAAACUCUUAACUUGAUUAUCUAAUUGCCGUGCUUUGGCAUGUAAAUAGAAUGGCCAUGGCAGAUUGUUACUAAUCCAACUGAUCCCACAUCCUCUUUAGUAGUUUGGCUCACUCUAAAUACUGUGGUGUGACUGUCUCCAUGACUUCAAUCUCAGUGUAAAAGUAUAGGGCUAUGAAUAAUACUGUGUGUUAAGAAAUUAAGUGGCCCAAAGCAACAGCUUGGAACAGUUAUGGGGAUGUAUGAAAGAAUAGUAGAGGAGAGGCAGGUACCUACUAUGUUGGUCUUAGGGGUGCAUAGCGUUGACUAAUUUCUACCAAAGGAAAUACCAUGAACUUGUUUUAUCCUGAUAAAUAAGACCUAAAUAUCUUUCUAUUUUCCAGAGUGGCUUGUGUACCCAUACAGGUUUUAACAGAUAGAGAGAAUGAUGGUGACUUCUGAACUAUGGCAUUUCAUUCAGCUGUAGAUUUUAAGGUGUCAAGCAGGGAGGCCCUUUAUGCUUAAGUGUGAAAAUAAAGAAAAUGCAAAUCUUUAAA
This is a messenger RNA of Heteronotia binoei (common prickly gecko), 5812 nucleotides long. RefSeq names its product POU class 2 homeobox 1 (gene POU2F1). Gene Ontology annotation, biological process: regulation of transcription by RNA polymerase II. Gene Ontology annotation, cellular component: nucleus. Lineage: Eukaryota; Metazoa; Chordata; Lepidosauria; Squamata; Gekkonidae. Bases 740 to 3007 code for a protein of 755 amino acids. Gene Ontology annotation, molecular function: RNA polymerase II cis-regulatory region sequence-specific DNA binding; DNA-binding transcription factor activity, RNA polymerase II-specific. The record is from RefSeq and is a predicted model, not a curated record. The transcript is spliced from 16 exons.